AUGGUAAAUAUCGAAAAGCUCAAGUUCCACAUCCUAGAAGUGAGUGGAAACAAUUAUUUGUCCUGGUACCUUGAUGUUGAGAUGCAUCUUCAAAGGCAAGGUCUUGCUAAUGCAAUUAUUAUAUAUGGAAACGCAAAUGACAAAGAUAAAGCGAAUGCUUUGAUUUUUAUUCAUCGUCAUUUGCAUGAGAGCUUGAAAACUCAAUAUUUAUCUGUCCGAGAUCCUCAAAUACUGUGGACGAGAUUGAAAGAGAGCAGCAAUACCGGUAGCUAUCAAUUUAAGACGUACUCGGAGUUGAUUUCUGUCCUCUUGACUGCCAAGCAAACUAAUGAACUAUUGCUCAAAAAUCAUGAUCUUAGACCUGCUAGCUCAAAAGCAUUGCUUGAAGCAAAUGCUAGCUUUGGUAAAAGUACUGGCAGAUUUAAUGGCCGUGACCACAGGCUAGUGCAUAACCCACGAAAUGGUGGCAGAAGAUAUAAGCACCCCAGGCAAAUUAAUCUUGACUUGAAUCAUGAUAACGGCAAGAAGCCUAAGAAUGAGCAUGAUGAAAGUCCUGUUGGGAUUAUUGAUGGCUUAGGGAAUGCCACAAUCGUUCUACCAAAUGGCACCACUUUGCAUAUUGAGGAUGCAUUGUUGAGCAGUAGAUCGAAGAAGAAUCUACUUAGUUACAAAGAUGUACGCCGUACUGGGCACCAUCUUGAGACAAUUGAUGAGCAAAAUAAAGAAUUUCUUUGCAUCACCUCUUAUAAGAUGGGCCAGAAGACCAUCCAUGAGAAGUUGGAAGCUUCAACUAAAUGA
Molecule: messenger RNA, 798 nt
Organism: Theobroma cacao (cacao)
Lineage: Eukaryota; Viridiplantae; Streptophyta; Magnoliopsida; Malvales; Malvaceae
Source: RefSeq, a predicted model, not a curated record